AUGGAUGCAAAGGAAACGUUCUUGGCCAAAACCGGAGAGAAUUUUACCCUUGAACACUGCUGGGUGAUUCUCCGAGACACAAAGAAGUUUCAAGACACAUCCGAAAAUACACUUGCACCGUUCCCAUCUAGUCCAACAUCAUCCAAAAAUUCGAACACCAUGUCUGCAACACCUUCGAACACCUCACAAGUUCCCAAACGACCUUCAGGCACCAAAACUGCUAAAAAAGAAGCAGCGUCAUCAAAAACUCAGGAAGAAUUAGAUAGAGCAGUUCUCCAAGCUUCGGAAAAGCUUGCAAAUGCAGUGGCGGAGAAAGGUAUCGCGAUUCGUGAUUUAUCUGAAUCUCGGAUCAUGAUGGAAGAUCCAGAGAAGAUGAGUGGACAUCGUCGCGAAUGGUAUCGAAUGAAACAAGAAGAGAUUAUGGGAAGAUAUAAAAAGGUCAAAACCAAUCAUCAAACAAAAUCCGAAACCAGUCAGACCGAUGGUGAUUUACAAACGGAUCUUGAUUUACAAACCAAAAGCGAGUCCCAAACAAACCAAACUGAUGGCCAUUGGGACAAAGAGUGA
This is a messenger RNA of Melampsora larici-populina 98AG31, 567 nucleotides long. RefSeq lists its product as uncharacterized. Lineage: Eukaryota; Fungi; Basidiomycota; Pucciniomycetes; Pucciniales; Melampsoraceae. The record is from RefSeq and is a predicted model, not a curated record. Bases 1 to 567 code for a protein of 188 amino acids. The transcript is spliced from 3 exons.